AUAGUGCAAAGCCAGACUACAACAAAAAAAAUAGAGAACAAUAUAGAGUCAUGUCUAAUAUGAUGUUGUUCCUUUCUUUUCUAGUGAUUCUAGUAGCCACCAUGCAAGAAACACAUGCAGUUGAGUUCAGUGUCACCAACAACGUUCCAACUACCCCCGGAGGAAUCCGGUUCACAAAUGAAAUCGGGCUCGAUUACACCAAGCAAACACUAAUCUCCGCCACGAAUUUCAUAUGGAACGCCUUCCAGGAGAACACCGACGCAGACAGAAAGAACGUUGCUCAAGUGAGCCUGUUCAUCGACAGCAUGGAUGGUGUCGCCUACACGAGCAACAAUGAGAUCCACGUUAGCGCGAAUUACAUACAAAGCUACUCAGGAGAUGUUAAAACUGAGAUCACCGGGGUGGUGUAUCAUGAGAUGACGCACGUGUGGCAGUGGGACGGGAGACCCCAAACCGCUGCCCCUGGAGGACUCAUAGAAGGUGUUGCAGAUUAUGUGAGGUUGAAGGCUGGAUAUGCACCAAGUCACUGGGUGCAACCCGGGCAGGGAGACCGGUGGGACCAAGGUUACGAUGUUACAGCCCGAUUCCUGGACUAUUGUGAUAGUCUGAAAAAUGGGUUUGUGGCAGAACUUAACAAGAAGAUAAGAAACGGUUAUAGUGCUGACUACUUUGUUCAGCUGCUGGGCAAGACAGUUGAUCAACUCUGGAGUGAUUACAAGGCCAAGUAUAACAACUAGACAUGUUCUAUCAUGGGCAUAUGAGUCAUAUGUAUGAAUAAACAAUAAAAAGUAUACGUACAACUGAUUUUCUGUAAUAACUAAUGAAUAAAUUGUCUGAAUAAAAAAAAGUUUUAAGUAUCAUCCAGAUUACUC
Messenger RNA from Camellia sinensis, 872 nucleotides. RefSeq lists its product as uncharacterized. NCBI's taxonomy places the organism in Eukaryota, Viridiplantae, Streptophyta, Magnoliopsida, Ericales, Theaceae. The record is from RefSeq and is a predicted model, not a curated record.